Cynara cardunculus var. scolymus (artichoke) is the source of this 2282-nucleotide messenger RNA. RefSeq names its product protein decapping 5. Gene Ontology annotation, molecular function: mRNA binding. Lineage: Eukaryota; Viridiplantae; Streptophyta; Magnoliopsida; Asterales; Asteraceae. The transcript has 8 exons. Bases 147 to 1985 code for a protein of 612 amino acids. The record is from RefSeq and is a predicted model, not a curated record. Gene Ontology annotation, biological process: P-body assembly; cytoplasmic stress granule assembly. Gene Ontology annotation, cellular component: P-body.
CAAAAGGAGUUUAUUACCCAAAACCUAGCGAAGAAUUGAUUCAAACCCUAACUAUCCCAGAAAUACAGACCAGCAUCAAUCGAGUCGGCAGGAAUUUACACUCUCUUUCUCUCUAAACUUCGCUAGGUAGUGGAGUAUCAACGACUAUGGCGACAGAAGCUUCUAGAUCGUCAACUUCGUCUGCCGAUUCGUACAUUGGAAGCUUAAUUAGCUUGACUUCCAAGAGUGAAAUCAGAUAUGAGGGCAUUUUGUAUAAUAUCAAUACCGAGGAAUCCUCCAUCGGAUUGACCAACGUAAGAUCGUUUGGAACUGAAGGGCGAAAAAGAGAUGGUCCACAACUCAUGCCUAGUGACAAGGUUUAUGAGUACAUAUUAUUUCGUGGAAGUGAUAUUAAGGAUCUUCAGGUGAAAUCAUCUCAGCCUGCUCAACCCACACAACCCAUUAACAGCGAUCCUGCCAUAAUUCAGUCUCAUUAUCCUCGGCCAGCUACAACGUCUUCAAGCUUGCCUGCUGCUGCUGCUGCUAACUCGUCGUCUGGUCCUAGUACCCAUAAUGCACAUCCAGGUCAUCCUGGGUCAACUUUUCAAGGUGGGCUGCCUUUAUAUCAACCUGGUGGGAAUGUUGGAUCUUGGGGCCCUUCACCACCUCCUCCAAAUGCAAACAGUAGUGGGAUUGCAAUGCCGAUGUAUUGGCCAGGAUACUAUGCCCCACCAAAUGCGCUUCCGCAGUUGCAUCAACAAUCAUUGCCUCGACCACCACAGGGGUUAGGAAUGCCUCCAUUACAGCAACCUAUGCAGUAUCCUAGUUUUAAUGCAUCCUUGGCAAGUGGAGCACCAAAUGCAUCAACUCCAAACUUGCCUGAAUAUCCAUCUCCUUUAUUGCCAGUGUCUACCAGUUCAGCUACUUUAACCUCUAACUCUUUACUGGGAUCAACAUUGCCUUCCAGUCUUCCUUCAGGAUUAGCUACUGGAUCUUUGCCAACUCUGAUGCAUAAUAAAGCUCCUAACUCUGUGGGUCCUACCCCACCAAGUGGUAGCAUGCAACCACAGUCUACUCUUACUUCUCCUGCAGCUGCUGUUACUACUGAUGUAAAUGCCACCAUACCUCCCAUCUCUCACAAGCCUAAUGUGCUUUCUGGUGCCAAGUUUUCUUAUCAGGGCACGUCUCAGCCUAUUUCGUCUGUUGGUGGGGCACCUACUGAAUCACCCACACCAUCGCUUGUAACUCCUGGGCAGCUGCUGCAGUCUCUGCCAGCUGCUGUUGUUCCAGCCCAAUCCUCACAAGCUGUUCACAGUGAUGCGGAAGUGGUUCAAGUGUCAUCAGCAUCAUCAUCAUCAACAUCGUCUGUGCCCAUUCCAGUGCCAACUGAAGCUCAGCCUCCAUUAUUGCCAUUACCAACUCAAACGCAUAUUGCUCCAAAGCCCAAUGGAGCUACUUACCAUACUCGGUCGAAUUACAGUUACAGAGGUCGUGAAAGAGGCAGAGGAUCUGGGGGCUCACAACCAGUGAUGAAAUUUACCGAGGAGUUCGAUUUUAAUGCAAUGAAUGAAAAAUUCAACAAGGAUGAAGUCUGGGGUAGUUUGGGAAAAAGUAACAGGUCAGGUUCAAAGGAGAAAGAUGGCAAUGCUACUGAUGAGGAUGAACUAGAAGAGGAAAACGAUCACAACUUACCGAAAGUUGAUGCCAAGCCUGUGUACAGCAAGGAUGACUUUUUCGAUACAUUAUCAUGCAACUCUCUUGAUCGCCAAUCAAACAAUGGGAGGACUCGGUUCUCGGAACAAAUGAAACUAGAUACAGAGACAUUUGGAGAAUUCUCAAGGUACAGAGGGGGCGGUAGGGGUGGACGUGGGCCCUACCGUGGAGGGCGUUCUCGAGGUGGUUAUUAUGGAAGAGGAUAUGGUUACGGGGGAAGGGGUCGUGGUAUGAGAAAUCCAAAUCCAAAUCCAAAUCCAAAUCCAAAUCCAAAUGCAACCCAUGAUUAUUAAGGCAAGCCUUGUUUGUUGUUUUUACAGAGUAGAGAUACCAAAUGGUCCUGGUGGCUUUUAAGGGAAAUAAAGUUAGAUGAAUGUCUGUUUGUUUGCAGAGUAUUUGUAGACUUGUGAAGUCUCAGAAUACUGAUAUUUCAAGAUUCGUACUGAUGUUGUUCCGGUCGGUGUAAACUUGUUUUCGACAAUUAUUAUCUUGUUCUGUUAGAUGUGAAACAUCAUGUUUUUUGUGAUCAUAGGAAAUGAAUCGUGGUUUGAUUUUGAUAAAAAGAAGUUGGAGAUUUGUUUGGUUCUGUA